AUGGCGCCAGCAACGAGAUCAUUGAGAAGAGAUAAGGUGGAGAGUUUAGUAGAUAGCACGGAGGCGGCGGCAGAACAAUUGCAGAAUGGCGAAUUGAUGGCUCUGGAGACGGUGGCCGAUUUGGAUGAGUAUUAUGCAAUGAGGGAGAAGAAGAAGGAGAAGGGACAGAGGAUGAUUGAUGAUGAUUCGAUUUCCUUUUCGGCUUUCGACUCGCAGCGGAAAUCAAAGGUGCCGGAAUGGUUGAGGUUUCCGUUGGUGGUGGUGCUUAGUCUGGUGGGUAGUGGGUUGGCGUAUAGUUUGAGUGCGAAAUAUUUGGAUGGAGAGGAUUUGGGGAGGGUCAGUAGGAGGUUGGAGGGCUGGGAUGAGUUGGGGGUUUUGUUUGGGUGGAGGUCGAUGGAGUUGGCGUUGGGUUGGUUUGGUAAUUAUGAUGGGUAUGAUCUUGCAGCUUUGAGUUUGUUGUCUCAUGGUCCUCCGUUGUAUCUUCUAGGCACUUUCUAUGAAGUUGGCAUGAAGACUGUCUUAUCAUCACUUCUGAUCGAUACUCUCACAACUUAUAUUCCAUUCCGAUUGCUUCGACCCCUCUCUCCUGCUCACGCAGACUCCCCAUCUGUCCCAAAUCGAGAUAUUACUUCAGAUCUUCCCGUUCAGAUCAUCACAACACUCCUCGCGGCAUCCAUCUACAGUGUCACUCUCUACGGCGCAUACAUGUCCUACAUGCCACUCUACCUUGCCACCUAUUUCGAAGGUAUCCCCUCCAUCGCCGCUGCAUACUCGGCAACUCCCACUUCUCUCCUCCCUAUGACAUUACUCCUCGGUCUCGCAACUCGUUCAUUUAUCUUCACACCAACUACAGCUACCAAAUCCUCUGACUCCAUGGCACCGCCGUUCAAUCCUGAAACUGCUACAUUGGGAGAUACUAUCUGGUGGAACCUGUGGGGUUGGUCGAAGAAAACCAAGAUGGUUAUUAAGAGAACAGCUACUUUGAUGACAGUUACGGGUGUUAACACUUUCUUGCAAACAUAUAUUACGGUCGAGGGGGUGGAAGCCGUGGGUGCGGUGGCGUAUUCGGGGGUUUGGGUUGUGGCGGCGGGUAUUUGUGGGGGUGUGCUGGGAUUUGUGGGCGCAGUUUAA
Molecule: messenger RNA, 1131 nt
Organism: Sclerotinia borealis F-4128
Lineage: Eukaryota; Fungi; Ascomycota; Leotiomycetes; Helotiales; Sclerotiniaceae
Source: the annotation of a GenBank genome assembly